Molecule: messenger RNA, 3223 nt
Organism: Blepharisma stoltei
Lineage: Eukaryota; Ciliophora; Heterotrichea; Heterotrichida; Blepharismidae
Source: the annotation of a GenBank genome assembly
AUGAGUAAAUUAGAGAAUGCAAGCAAACCUCAGCUACAAAAAAUUGAAGCAAGCAAAGAGCCAGAGGUCGUCCAACCGACAGAUAAACCUUCACCAAUCGUCUAUCAGCCGCUUAAACUCCUAAAAAUUAUGACGACAAACCAUCACGAAGGUAAAGAAUAUGUAAACCUUAAAGAAACAAUUGGACUAGCACCCAUCGCCCCAGACACUAGAUUUCGUGAAAGUAUUUUUAAAAACCUCCUUUAUGACGAAGAAAAUACAAAAGUGGAAUUCCUGAUUGUUGUAGCUAUGUACAAUGAAGACGUAAAAAAUUUCACAGACACGAUGCACGGUAUCGCAGACAAUCUCGACGAUUUCAGAUUAGCUGGCAUCGCGCCUGAGAAAAUUUGUACGGUAAUUAUAGUUGACGGUAUGAGACCAUUUUUGCAAACUUACAACAAACAAAAGCCAUUUUUCAGCCAGUUUUUUGAUGAGAAUGCAGUGAAAGAUUUUUUCAAGCCUGAAGGCGAUGAUCUGCAAAAAUGUAAAAUCCCGGGAGAAACUGACGAUGAUGAGUUCGCUCAUUGCUUUAUGAAAACUCACUACUUUGGUGACUGCCAGCUGGGGCUACAAACUAUUUUGUGCAUAAAACAAAAAAAUAAGAGAAAACUAAACACUCAUCUUUGGUUUUUCGGAGGGUUUUGUGAGAUGUUUCAGCCGAAGUAUGUGAUGCUUCUUGAUAUAGGAACCAAACCAUUACCGAAGUCGUUAUUCUAUCUAUAUGAAGCUAUGAGGACUGAUGAGAGAAUUGCUGGAUGCUGUGGAGAAAUUACAGUUAUGGAUCCUAAUUUCUGGAAUAUGGUGCAGAUGGCUCAGCUGGUCGAAUACAAAAUCAGCCAUAUGUUCGAUAAAGCUCUGGAAAGUAUUAUCGGAUAUAUCACGGUGUUGCCUGGAGCUUUCAGUGCCUACAGGUGAGAAGCCUUGCAAGGUGAGCCUUUAUGGGAAGAUUAUUUCAAAUCGAUUUGUCAUCCCUACUUAAUGAAUGCUUUUCAGUCAAACAUUUACUUAGCUGAAGACAGAGUGCUGUGCCUUGCUUUAGUCAGCAAAAAGGAUUGCAAUUAUUUGCUGGCUCCUCCCUUUAAGUGAACGAAAUUUUUUGGUUUGGCUAUAGGAUUAUUUUUUUAUUUUAAUAUAAAUAUUUUUCGAAAAAAAAUUUAUGCUAUUAUAUGAAAGUUUUUAUGCAAAGAGAGAGAUUUCAUUUAAUAAGCAUUAAAUAUAUGUUAACAAAAAUAUUAUAUUGAAAAGAUUUAUGGCUCGUUUUACCAAAAUUUAAGAUUUUUAAAAGAUUUCCUCGUAUACAGAGUGAGGAGUAAGAUACGUUAAAAAAUCAGUAGCUGAAACUGAUGUUCCCGAAAAGUUAUCAGUGCUAAUGUCGCAGAGAAGAAGGUGGAUUAACGGUUCUUGGUUUGCUCUUAUUGACUCUCUUAGGAGAGCAGACGUAAUUUAUUACUCAAAUCACAGCUGCUGCAGGAAGUUCUGGUUCACUUUUCAAAUGUUCUAUUAUUCUGUCAGUGUGGCUUUCACAUGGUUUAUGGUUGGGACAUUCUUUUUAGCAUUUGCUAUUGCAAUGAGAGGUCUUUUUUCUGGAGAUACAGCAUGAGUAGGAAGUUGGCUUGUCGUUCUCUAUAUAACUGUCAUUAUUGUUGUUAUAUUUUUAUCUCUUGGAGUUAAGCCUGCUAGAGUUGAAGAAGUUUACAAAAUAGUAUCUUACGCUUGGUCAGGUGUAAAUAAGGAUCCACCUUGCACUUAAAAUAUGCAAAAAUGCACCCUCUUACCCUCCCCCAUUCUUAAUAAGCGAAUAAUUUAAGACUGUCAAAAAUUAGAGCAUUUAACCCCAUAUUGGUCAAGCAAUUUUAUAUGUUUGCAUGAAAUCCGCUAUCUACCCCACCUAAACUAUUUUUUAAUAAUAAAUAUUAAAGAUAUUACAGUAUAAUAUCGUCUAAUGCGAUUACACAUGUUGCUAGUAUUUUAUGUGAAUACUCUGUCUCUUAUCACUAAUCUAUAAAUUUUUUAUAUGGAAACAAUUUUUGAUGCAAUAAAUAUGCAAGACAGUAGAAAUAAUUUUUGGGUUGUCGCACUUUUGAUAGUGUAAAUUUCACCGAAAUACAUUGAGUCAAAAAUUGGUUGAAAUUUUUGGAUAGUGAAACAUUUGACCGAAAAAGACCAUUAAAUUUCGACCAAAUGCUACACAUUUAACAAAUAUAAUUCGAUGAAAUGUACACCAAAAAAUCAGUCACUUCUUUAUUUAGCUAAACCAUACGCUUAUGGCGUCUUUAUGAUAUUCACGACAGUAUUGAUGUUCUUGUACAUCUUCAAAGGUUUGUCUGACUUCAACUGAAUUCUUCCAUUCAUGAUUGCCACAAUCGCGAUAUUUGCGUUUGUAUCGUUGAUUAACCGUGCAGCCCUCACAGUUUCCAAAGGAGCUGUUCAAUUUAUUCUGAUGACUCCAACAUAUGUUAACGUGUUCUUGACAUAUGCAAUCUGCAAUAUCCAUGAUUGCAGCUGGGGAAACAGACCAGACCAAAUGACUGAAGAAGAAAAAAAAAGAGUUGAAGAAUUUGAAGAAUUUCGAACCAAAUGGGCAAUGGUGUGGGCCCUAUGCAAUUCAGCCUUUGCUUACUAUUUAAAUCUUCUUGAUAAAACUUCCCAAGAUGGGGGGCAUACAAGUAGGAGGUGGUUCGUUUACGCUAUAGCUUUUGUUGGAGUCGGAAUAUUGUUUCUGAGAUUCAUCGGAGCCAUGAUCUAUUGGACUCAGGAAGAGUGCUGCAAGAACAGUCUGGCAUUAGACAAAACUAUUGCAAGGACUCCGAAGAAGCGCGACACUGAGAGAAGAGAAAGACUUGAGAGAAGAAGAAGAGCAAAUCAAAGCGAAACUGAAGUUCCGAUGCGUGAAAAACCUUUAGCAGACAGCUCUCCACUUAAUGGAAGAGCCUUGGAAACAAUGUCUUCUCCAUCGGAUAUGGUUUCGGAAAAUGGCAACAGCUUAACACACAAUAUUGCUACACUUAAAGCCCAAAGAGAAGAAAAAGGAGUUUCUAUUGAAGAAUUAGCCAAAAUUACCGAAAUUUCUGCAGAAGAGAUAAAUAUGAUAGAAUCAGGGGAAAAAAUACCAACGCAUGAAGAAUUAAAAAAAAUCAAAAGAUCAUUGAGGAGGCUCCCAGCCAAAUCUCAACACUUAUCUUAA